Messenger RNA from Caretta caretta (loggerhead turtle), 7506 nucleotides. The record is from RefSeq and is a predicted model, not a curated record. Lineage: Eukaryota; Metazoa; Chordata; Testudines; Cheloniidae.
CUAGUCUCCAUAGCAACAGGUCGCCGCGAGCGCUUGUCACAAAGAUUCCAAAGAGACGGAUCCGUGCUGCGAACCGCCGGCCGCAAGUCCCCGCCGGGGCCACGAUGCGAAAGGGGAAAGGCGCGAAGCGCGGGAGGGCGAAGAAGGGGGCCAAGGCUGAGUCGAAGGUAGAUAAGGAGUCUGAGGCUGAGCGGGCCAAGGCCAAUGCGGCGCUAUGGGAAGCUCGGCUACAGGUGACUGAGAUCUCCCGGGCCGAGUAUCGGAAGGCUGCACGUGUGCUGGCCAGGAACAAUGAGGAGCUGGCAUGGCAGCAGCACCGUCUGGAGAAGGACACAGUUGAGGUGAUCAGCUUUCUCAAGAAACAGGAUGUGGAGAAAGAAGAGCAGAUUGCAAAACUGAAGCAACAGCUGGCAGAUUUGAAGCAGCAGGCCCAAGAAGAGAAUGAGAAAGUGGCAGAACAUUAUUCUGCGCAGUUGAAAGAUCUGGAGGAGAAAUUCAGCAAAAAAGCAAGAGAAAUUGGCUUAAUUCAGUUGGAACUGAAAACAGUAAAAGAAUUUCGCAAGAAGAAAGCACAUAUGGAGAAGGAACUGGAAGAUAUAAAAGAGAAUAUGAGAAUCUCAAACAGGGAACAUCAGGAGACUCUUGGAAGGCUGGAGAACAGGUUCAUUGAAGAAAAGCAACUACUAGAAAGAGAGGCUGAGAAGAAGAUAGUAAUGCUGGCAGAGAGAGCCCACCAUGAGGCCAUUGUGCAGUUAGACAGCACUGGGAGAGCAGUGUUUAAGGAGAAUGUUCGUCUUCAGGAGGCUCUUGCUUAUCACCUGAAGGAGGCACAGGAGCUAAAAAAAAUCAAGAAGCAGCUAGAAGAGGACAAAGCUUUUCUUCUGCAGGAAAAGGAAACCAAUGAGAAUUUGGUUCAGGAAAAGGUCCAGCAAGUCACUCUGCAGAAAGCACAGAUAAAAGCACUUCAGCACAAGGUAGAGAGACUGGAGGUGGCACUAGGUCACAUGACCCAAGAAUUUGAAACAGAAAUUCAGAAGACACGGCAUCAGGCUUUAGUUCAAAACCAGGCAGGCAUGGUAGAGAUCAACAAGCUGCAGCAGCUGCUGGAGAUGAAGGACCGGGAGAUGAAUCGAGUGAAGAAACUGGCCAAGAACAUCCUGGAUGAGAGGAGUGAGGUGGAAAGUUUCUUCCUAGAAGCUCUGGAACAGGUGAAGCGUGAGAUUGUGUCCAGCAGGAAGUGCUACAAGCAGGUGGCCCAAGCUGCCUAUCAGAAGAAAAUGAUGGAGGCAUUUGCAGGGAAGGAAGAGUACCCCAAAAUCAGAACGUUUAACAGCAACGCUCACAGCACAAAUAGUGUGUACAAGGACCUGCAGGAGGCAGAGAAAUGGACAAAUAUCCAGCAAGGGAAGGUUGAUAUUGGCCAGUUGACAUGGGAGCAGAAGGAAUGUGUUCUGAGGUUACUCUUUGCAAGAAUGAAUGGCCUGGAGCGACGGAAACGCAAACAUGUUUUGGUCCCUUCAGCUCCAGCUGCUGUUACUCCUACUUCUGAAGAAAGAAACAAAGCUAGCACUGAAAACAUUGCUCCUAGCCUGACCUUCAUCACGCAGCAGGUCCCAGUAUCAGAGCCCUCUCCUCAUGAAGCAAUCCUUCCAGAUAUUGAGAUGGUAACAUCACAGACAGCAGAGUAAGGUGGCUGUAGACUCUGACUGAACAAGAUGUAAGCUAAUGAUGGUUACCAUCUCAUCUGCACCUUUUCUUCUGGGACUCUUGUGUAAGUGGAAUGAUGUGACAGCUGUGAAAUCUUUAAUAUCCCCAUUUUAUUGUGGUGUUGGUUUGGCUUUCAUUUGAAACCAGCCUGAAAGGGGACUGUAAAUUAAUUUUAUAUACACGUUUAAGGUUUUGUCUUCUAAAAUAAAAAAAUCUUUUAUUCUUCCCCUAGCUCAACUUAUGUAGGUGGGUAGGGUUUCCCCAGCUGCCCACUGGAAUCUGGGCUAGAGGCUGGAUGGCACAAAAGGUGUGUCACUGCAUUCUGAUGAAGAUCUCUUUCUGCUCUGGAGGAAAAUGUUCUGUAUGAGGAUAAAGAGCAUUUGGAAUGAAGUGAUAUGUACGUGGAACCAGCAACAGUCUUCCUCGCAGCAGUGAGCUCUGUGUAGAAGGAGGUGGUGACUUGGAUCCAAGCAGAUUUAGUAACAGGAUCAAUGGUGCAGCUGACCCCAAGAGGCAAAUCAACAUUAUAUCCAGACAAGGUCUUAUUAAAAAAAAAACAAAAAAAAAACCAAACCCCCCAAAAGGUCAUUAAUUGAAGAAAUGCAUUAGCAAUUUUUAUUCAUAAUCAAAUUGCAGAAAUAUGAGCAUUUCCCUCUAGGAUAUAACGGAACCUGAGAGAAAAUACACAAAUAUUAAUGGCACCACAGCAGUUGUAUUGAAGUCUGGCAGCUGUCAGUUACAAAAGGCAUCUUUACCAGAAGGCAGGAUACAUAGUGUUCACAUUCAGUUUGUUCAAUUAGACCAAUGAAUCAUGAUUAGAAUCAGUUUAAUAGCAUGAUUUUCCUCAGGUGCACGAAGCAACUUUCUGCAAGUCCCUACCACUUACAGCAGAUUCCAAGUGAAGCCAAAAUAAAGUCCCCUUAAUCCUACCCCAUCCCAAGACCUUUCCUUAACUACUCCAUGGCUGCAUGAGUCACCAACUCAAACCCAAUCCUCCCCACCCACCCAGAGGAUAGAACCCCAGACCUCCAGUUGCAAAGACCUUUAUUACAUAGGCUAACAGAACCUCCUUACCUGUCACUAGCAUUAGGGCCUGCAGUCACUAAAAGAUGCACACACGCACACGUGCAGGUGUGACAGUGAAUCAAGCAGUGGGCAACAGCAGCAUAGACAUAUGACAAUCAGGAAGAGAAACCAAAAGACUGAGAUUGGUUGCUUUCUGAGGAAGGUAAUGCCUUCUUCCUGCCAAUUCCAUCCUGUCUCAGAGAGCUUGAACACCACCAGCCAGGAGUGGACAUAACAUGUGCUUCUGCUUCCAUGGUCACAGGGAACGUAGGCACACAGUUGCUAUCAUAAUAAGCAUCACCCUGCAAGUGGUUUCAGUUAACAGUCAGAGCUGAGAACUAACAGGAGUUGUCAGGAUACAUACAUGAUGGGGAUCAAAGUUUCCAACCAGAGCAAGGUAGGGUAGGAUUCACUCUACACUCAGGAAUCUCCUUGAUCCUCAGUCAAGCAUCCCAGUAGACCUCCCUGUAAAACUCUUAAAGCAGCCAGUUCCCAAGUGUCAGACCCGUCAAAACUGUUCAGUGGUUAUGGGGUUAAACUCUCCAGAACUUCAGAGACACACUCAAACUUACUACCUGCCCGUAAUGGAAAAGCCACUUCUCUGCAACAGGGAGAGUUCCUCAGAGUGAGGUGGAAUCAGAAUCUUGGACCAGAGAGGGAAGUGGAGAAAGCUGCAGCACCGAGUCAGUGGGACUAAAGACAGAUAUAGUGGAAAAUGGAGCCUGUGCAAGUUCAGUUUGAAGGGUUCGUUGCGGGGAGGGGGGAGAAAGAGAACUUGUGCCCAGGCUUGUCAUCUGACCUGUCACUAAAGGAGAGUUUUUCCUCUGGGGAGAAACUGAGCUCAAUUAGCUGAAAAUUGCUGAGAGCAUCAGAAAACUUAGAUUGUGCGUUACAUGAGGAGCCUCCCUGAUUUGUUUGGAAAUAGAGGUCUUAAGGAGAGCUGAGCUUUCUAUUCCCAGGGAAAUAGGGAAUAGAAGCAGUCAGGACACAGCUGGAAGAAGUCUGCAGCACAGAAGGUGAAGGGCACCAUGGAUGGUACCCCUGUAAAAGCUAGUUAGUUUCCCAUGGUUGGCAUAACUACAGCAGGCUUGGUAACUGUGGCAUCUUCCUCUUUCCACUGAGAGAUGAUGGUCCUCAGCUGUGUAUAGAACUGCACCCCCUGAAGGAAGUGAGAGAAACAAGGGUUGUACAUUUGGCCUUGGGACUCCUGCAGGCUUCCCACUAUACCCUCAGAGUACAAAGAUUUCCACCACGGGAGCUGCCAAUAGCUUCUCGGCCCUUCCCACCAUCCUGAGGUCUCUGCCCCAGCAAUAAAGCACGUUGCUCAAUUCUCCCUCCAUUCACAAGUCUCCACCUUGUUAAUGCAACCUGAUGGUCUCUUCCCUCACCUCCACCUGGCUUCCUGCACUAGGUUCACAGAGCAGCAAAAACACAAUAUGUUUCCUAGUUUGAUGAGUUACCUGUUUGCCAUAGAAAUUGGUGUCUCCUCUGAAAGAAGCACGAGAGCCAGUGAAGGAGAACAUGGGCAGAGGCACUGGUAUUGGAACAUUUACACCCACCUAAAUCAGAGUAAAGACACCACAUUAAUAGAAGAAACAAGUACCAGACUGUAGCCACAACGGAACAGCCUCAUAUUUCUCUUCCCUGGAAAGAUACUAGAUCCAGUUUCCUUAAAUAUGAGAUAAUAGUAUGUUACACCUUAAGACAGAAAUCAGAAGCCAGGGCUAGAUGGGUGUCUCAUUUACAUGGCAAGCACUGAUGGGAAUAAUUCUACUCUAUACAUUAUCCUAUGGAUACAAACCUGCCCCACGUCCACCAAGUGGGAGUAUUUCCUAGCGGUGGCACCAUUGGUGGUGAAGAUUGCAGUUCCAUUUCCAUAGGGAUUCCUGUUCACUAUCUCAAUUGCUUCAUCAAGAGUGUCUGCUUCCAGAACCACGAGAACUGGCCCAAAGAUUUCCUCCUUAUAGCAGGUCAUGCUUGGCUGCCAAGGCAGAAACAGCAGAAAACAAAACUUAUGUUAGGGAAAUGCCACAGACACCCCCAAAGCAGAGACCCCCCCCACAAAUCAAACCCUCAGAGCAUUCCCAUCAUCACUCACCAUCCUUCAAUUCACUGGACAUCAUCCUGCAUAGAAUCACAGAAUUGUAGGACUGGAAGGGACCUCAAGAGGUCAUUUAGUUCAGUCCCCUGCACUCAUGGCAGGACUAAGUAUUACCUAGGCCAUCCCUCCCCCUUGAAACAACCUUUUAUGUACUUGAAAAGGUAUGUCCACUCUCUCAGGCUUCACUUCUCCAAACUAAACAAAACCAAUUUUUUUCAAUUUUCCCUCAUAGGUCGUGUUUUCUAGACCUUUAAUAAUUUUUGUUGCUCUUCUCUAGACUUUCUCCAAUUUAUCCACAUCUUUCCUGAAAUGUGGCAACUAGAACUGAACACAAUACUCCAGUUGAGACCUAAUCAGCACAGAGUAGCGUGGAAGAAUUACUUUUCAUGUCUUACUUACAACAUUCCUGCUAAUACAUCCCAGAAUUAUGGUCAAAUUUUUUUAAAACUGUUCACUCAUUUAACUUGUGAUCCACUAUGACCCGCCCUAAUCCCUUUCUGCAGUACUCCUUCCAAAGAUUCCUAGGGCAGUCAUUUUCCAUUUUGCAUGUUCCUUCCUAAGUGAAGUAUUUUGCAUUUGUCCUUGUUGAAUUUGCAUGCCCCACUGUCCCUCAUGUCCUAGUGGCUACCAACCCCAAUGCCAUGCCCUGCCAUCUGUCACGCCCAACUAUCACAUCCAUUGCCUGCUCUCAGUCAAGUGACAAACCUACUCUUUGGACUGAGGGCUGAUCAAGGGGUCUAGAUUCAAUUAGGACUGGUUUGCUUCUGUUUCUGUAACUCCUGGCUUUCCAUCCUCCCAGCCUGGGUGACCAGAUCACUAUAACUUGACACACAUCUUGCCUGCUAGUCAACCCCAUUGCACCCUACCCGCCAUCCCUCUCCCUUGCACUCUCACAUUGUCUACAACUCUCCCACUGUCAUUCCAAACCACCAAUUUCUUAUGUAGGAGCUGGAGGUUUGGCAAUUAAUUGUCUGCAUCACCCCAUUCACACUCUUCUACCUUCCUACCUCCCAGUUUCCCAGCUUCAUCUGCAUACAUCUCAGUCCAGUCACAGACCACUUAUCACUCUCCCAUCCAGAUUUCAGGAUAUACUGAGGUUGGAACCUUAACCAUUCUACCCUGCCCAAUUAACACAUGCAACAUCCAUAAGUGCUUAAAUGCACACACUGAACCAGCAGUCUGCCAUCUAGCCUAUCAAGGCUGAUAAGCCCACUGGGUCAUUGCCAGCUGUGUUGGGAAGACCACAAGUGCCACCCUUUCCACUGAACCUAUGAUAUACUUUAUUCCUCUGCAUCCAGUGACCAGCUCAUUGACUAGCUCACCUGGACUUUAGCAAGGAUGGUUGGUCCGACAAAGUUGCCUCUCUCAUAACCCUUCACUUUGAUGUCUCGUCCAUCCAGAAGGAGGGCAGCUCCUUCCUUCACUCCACACUCAAUCAGGUGGCAGACUCGCUCCUUAGCCUGGGGGGUGAUCAAGGGCCCCAGAUCUGCUCCUGGUUGGUCUCCUUUGAAGUACAGAAGCAGGGGAAGGUUUGAAUUGUGAUGGUUUCAUCUUCAAAGAGAACAACCAACAACUACCUUCCCAGCAAAGAUACAAGAAUUCUAAAAUUAAGUAGCCGAGGAACACAAAAAACUCAAACACACAGAACCAAGAGGCCCUGAACUCCAAACCCAUAGGGGAGCCCCAAACCAACAGAAAAGCCCCAGGCUUCCAAAACAGAGAGAGAGAAGUCCCCACGCCCAAAACACACAGAGCUGACAGUUGCUGUGCUGAGUUCUGUAAUUCUGAAGCUCUUGAAAAUUUUGCAAAAGCCUUCUUGAACCAUAGAAGGGAAAAGGUAACAAAAGGUCAUCUUGUCCUGUAUAUGCUACAUAUGACAGCUGCUAAAAACAAGCAUAAAAUGGAGUCAAAGAGGAACUGAGUUUGGUUAGUCUGCAGUACUGCCAAUCUCGAGAUUAAAAACCAUGAGUUGGAUCCUGAAAUAUCAUGAAAUUGGCCUCAGAAACCAUGAGAUUUAAAACAUAUCAUGAAGACUUUUUGUUUUUAGUCUGUCUUUUGACUUUUUAAACUCCCCUGUACUCCAUGUAUUUGAGAUAAUUUGAUGGGUUUUUUUUAAAAUCAAUCUUUAAUGCACAUAUGCCUUUAACUGGCUGCUCAAAUGGAGACUCAGUGUAUGCUGGAGGGCCACAAACAUAUUUAAGAACUAGAAUAGAGAAGAUGCAAGUCUUAGUUUUAGUUAAGCUAGUCCUAAAUAGCAAGAGACUCAUUUCAAUAUAACUGUAAUGCUUCUGUUAAUGAUGUCUCAUUAAUAGGAUGGUCGUCUUAAAAGUAUCUCUUCAAAAAUAGGAGAUAGGUGGAGGGAAGGCAUCUAUGCUGGCAGGAAAGAGGGGGAGUACUUAUGUUAAGGUAUUUUACAGGCAUAAUAUAACUCAAUAGAGAGCUUUAUAGUGUGAUAAAGUUAAAAAUAAAAUAUGAUGGAAAAGCCUAAUUCACACAGUUAGAAAUACAUUGUACAAGGCCUAUAAAUGGAGCUGGAAAAUGAACAUCCAAGAAAUGCAAAGUAAUCUAUGUAUCAAGAUUUUCAAUUAUUUUUCAAUAAAGAUGUAUGUGAAUGGCAAAGAUCUUUACACCAA